Messenger RNA from Ostertagia ostertagi, 669 nucleotides. NCBI's taxonomy places the organism in Eukaryota, Metazoa, Nematoda, Chromadorea, Rhabditida, Trichostrongylidae. The record is from the annotation of a GenBank genome assembly.
CUUGCGAUAGUCGCUGUAGUGGGUGGCCGUCGUCAUCAUGGACCAAGAGGACCACCGCUACCACCGCCACCAUUUUUUCUGGAUUAUGUUGGUCAAGAGGCCAGACGCGAGUACUACAAUAUAAUGCAUAAUAUGAACAUCACCAUCGCCGAACAGAAGAGUGAAGUUCUAACAUGGGCAACAAAGAAUAACAUCACAAAAAUAGUGGAAGAAUUCAAUGCAAACACGACUAAGAUGAUGGACGAAACGAAACAAAAUGUGACAGCACUGAUCACCAAACUGCCAACAGCACUGAAUAAGAUAUUAGAAAUAUUGAACAAUGAAAACCAGACUGUUGUGCAGAAGAACCAGGCUUUGGCCGAUAUGAACGCUCAGGAGCCGGAGGCUUACAGUGUCAUUCUUAAUGUUUUCGACAUGUUCAUGCCUUGUGACUGCGAUGAUGGAGGGGCCGGUGGACCUGGAGGACCCGGAAGACCUAGAGGGCCCGGUGGACGUGGAGGGCCUGGAGGCUCUCGUGGUCCACCAGGAGAUGGAUGGAAUCCACGAUUCCAGCCUAGUGGUUAUGGAGGCUCUCAAGGGAUGAACGGAUUUGGUCGAUCGCGAGGCCGCGGAUACUACGACUCCGACGAGUGGUAUGACAAGCGUGGUCAGGGAGGAUACAGAGGUUGA